CCCCAUAACACACAAUCAUUCAGAAUACAUCGCAAUAUAGAACACCAACCAGUGCGAUUUAAUCUAUUCAUUUGGGAAUUAACUGGGGGAGGAUAAUCCUUUACACGAUGAUCUAUGCUAUUAUUCUAGCAUUGGUUUAUAAUGGGAUCAGUGUAUCUACGACUAAUGUAGCGUCCCUCUUGACCGCCAAUAACUCAAAACUUGACAACAAAGCCAUCGCAGUAUCACCAAAGAGUUUACACCCCUCGAUUCAACAAGAAAUGAAUAUCUUGAAACAGCAGCUGAACCAGGAGGCACUCAUAAGAUUGUCGCUCACCAAACAAUUGUAUUCAGUCCUUAAUGACGUUAUUGAAAUGAAAAAAGGAAUGGGGCAGAUGGAAUCUAAGAUACACGAGCUAGAGAAGUUUAGGAACUCUACCUUAGGCGAUGAUGUUCUCGCAAAACAGUUAGUAAACUUGCAGAAAGAUCUUGUGAAUUUAACAUCAACGUGUAAAACUGCAAGUCAUGGAAAAGAAGCUAUCGCUUUCAAUGCAGUCACCUCAAAGACGCUCCUAUAUGAUAGAAAUACUCCUGUGAACAUUGUAUACGAUACUGUAAUGUACGAUACUCACGGUUCCUACAGUGCUCAAAGUGGGGUCUUUACAGCACCCUCCAAGGGUCUUUAUAUAUUUACUUGGACAACCUUGGUCGCAGCUGGUAAAAUUCUAGAUACAGAACUUAUCGUAAAAGGAAUACGAAAAGGUCUUGGCAACUGUAACAACUUAGGAAACCCUGGGUAUGAAAACUGUGCAAAUACAGUUCCUGUUGUGUUGGAGGCUGGGGAUACCGUCAAUGUCCGAUCUACUACUGGGAACUACGUCCAUGGAUAUGCAUGGUCAAGUUUCAAAGGCUGGAGAAACUGAUGGUUGUAACAGUGAUAUAUUGUGCUUCCAUUAAAGGCGCUGUGUUAUUCAUGUAUCAUUAAAUCUAUUAAAUACAGAUAUCGUUUAUUGAAUAAAGAAUAACAAAAAGUAGGUAUUUGAAAA
This is a messenger RNA of Magallana angulata, 1025 nucleotides long. RefSeq lists its product as uncharacterized. NCBI's taxonomy places the organism in Eukaryota, Metazoa, Mollusca, Bivalvia, Ostreida, Ostreidae. The coding region runs from base 108 to 902 and encodes 264 amino acids. The transcript is spliced from 2 exons. Gene Ontology annotation, molecular function: protein binding. The record is from RefSeq and is a predicted model, not a curated record.